UCUGCUGACCCCCAUCAAAGCACCCAAGAAGAAAAUGGCCAUAAGUGGAGUCCCUAUGCUGGGACUUUUCAUCACAGCUGUCCUGAUGAGCUUUCAGGAAUCACGGGCUAUUAAAGAGGAUCACGUAAUCAUCCAGGCUGAGUUCUAUCUGAAGCCUGGCGACUCAGGAGAGUUUAUGUUUGACUUUGAUGGUGAUGAGAUUUUUCACGUGGAUAUGGACAAGAAGGAGACGGUCUGGCGGCUUGAAGAAUUUGGACGUUUUGCCAGCUUUGAGGCUCAGGGUGCUUUGGCCAAUAUAGCUGUGGACAAAGCCAACCUGGAGAUCAUGAUGAAGCGCUCCAACAACACUCCAAACACCAAUGUACCUCCAGAGGUGACUGUGCUCCCAAACAAGCCUGUGGAACUGGGAGAGCCUAACGUUCUCAUCUGUUUCGUCGACAAGUUCUCCCCACCAGUGAUCGAUGUCACGUGGCUUAAAAAUGGAAAACCUGUCACCAUGGGAGUGUCAGAGACAGUCUUCCUGCCCAGGGAUGACCAACUUUUCCGCAAGUUCCACUAUCUCCCCUUCUUGCCCUCAACUGAGGAUGUUUAUGACUGCAAGGUGGAGCAUUGGGGUUUGGAUGAGCCUCUUCUCAAGCACUGGGAGUUUGAAGCGCCAACUCCCCUCUCAGAGACAACAGAGAAUGUGGUGUGUGGCCUGGGCCUGGUUGUGGGUCUGGUAGGAAUCAUUGUUGGGACCAUCUUCAUCAUCAAGGGUGUGCGCAAAGGCAAUACUGUUGAACGCCGAGGGCCUCUGUGAGGCAUCUGCAGGUAAUGGCCUUAGAGAGAAGAUCAAUGAAGAAACUUCUGCUUUACUAGCCUUAUAACCUGACAAUACUCCAAUUGUUCACUUCAGUGAAGACAACCAUUCUUCAGCCUUCCAGCCCUUUAGCUACUUGAAGAGUGUUGAUGCCUCCAUAUGCAGCUCUCUCCUCUGUCUGUUGCCCCUUCUUGUAUCUGUUUUCCCUCCAUUUCCCACUAUCUUUUUAUUAUCACCAUGUAAUACCUCUGGAAUAGACCCCACAGGAUCCUUCCUCUGCUAUGGAACCUUUUGAAUAUUCUAUGAGGAAAUCUUCUGUAU
Molecule: messenger RNA, 1120 nt
Organism: Equus caballus (horse)
Lineage: Eukaryota; Metazoa; Chordata; Mammalia; Perissodactyla; Equidae
Gene: DRA
Product: MHC class II DR alpha chain
Biological process (GO): immune response; antigen processing and presentation
Cellular component (GO): MHC class II protein complex; membrane
Source: RefSeq, marked provisional